AUGGAAAAAAUGAUUUUUUGGUUCCUAAUCGUCACAGGUAAGGUAAACGGCCUAACGGCACAAGGGGGUCCAACGAACACAUCCGGGGCGUUGAGGUUGGUCAGGAGUGAUGUGCUGACACCAACGGCCGGUUCUCGAUCCGGUGUCUCGAAAGUCGUCUUCCUCAUCACCGAUGGCGAAUCGAAUAUCGAUUCUCAGUACACCAUACCAGAUGCUUAUCAACUCAAGUUACUAGGGGUCAAGAUAAUAUCGAUAGCAGUGACGAGUGAUUUGAACGCCGAAGAGCUGCAAAGUAUAGCAAGUGCAAUCCAAGACGUGUACUACACUAAUCAGUACACUUACGUCAGCAACCUAACCGACGUAUUGGCCGCCAGAUACUGUCUGAACGCUUGGGGGGGCGGGCCUGGAGCCACUGGAGCCACUGGACCUCAGGGGUCAACGGGGCAAUCCGGAAUAGGCUUGCCAGGACCUCAGGGCCCGGUGGGAUUUACCGGGAGUACAGUGAAUUUUGCAAACAGAUGGGUCUUGAGAUCCGCUCUGAACUUCGAAAGUGAUAGAGAAGUGGUCAGAGCGAGAAUACAGGGACCGCCGGGCCCGCCCGGAUCUAAUUCCGGAAGCGGAGUUAAAGGUGACACAGGUUUCCCUGGAGUCCCAGGAGCUACAGGUUCGCCGGGUAAGGAUGGCAUCCCGGGCGGAUUGGGAGCCACGGGACUGAAAGGUGAUCCGGGCAGCAAUGGAUCACCGGGAUAUCCCGGCCCAGUUGGUCCCUUCGGCCAACCAGGAUUUACGGGAUCGACCGGACCUUUGGGACCUCCGGGAGCAAAAGGAGACACCGGAUUAUUUGGCCCUAUCGGAUUUUCAGGGGCCACGGGUUAUCCCGGAUCACCAGGACCCAGCGGUCAGCCCGGUCCUGUGGGAUCAACCGGAGUCCCUGGUUUUAAUGGACCCCCAGGUGGUUUGGGAGCUACGGGUUUUUCUGGAUCUCCGGGUUCGCCAGGUGCACCUGGGCAGCCAGGUAGUCCGGGCAAUCCUGGUCUGGUGGGAGCUACGGGAUUUCCUGGACCCAAAGGCGAUCAAGGGCCAGUUGGUCCUUUAGGUGCCACAGGAUAUCCGGGUUCACCAGGACCGCAAGGGAUUCCAGGAGCUGUUGGAUCAACAGGCAUACAGGGCCUUCCUGGGCCGGUGGGGGCCACAGGACUUUUUGGACCUCCUGGUCCUCAGGGAGGUAUUGGAGCAACGGGGAUUGUGGGAAUGACUGGAUCUACUGGAAUUCCUGGUCAGCCAGGAGCCACUGGUUUCCCUGGAAGUAAUGGUAGACAGGGAGAUACGGGGUUUAGUGGACCGCCUGGCUAUCCCGGUCCCCAAGGAAGCACAGGACUUCCAGGAGCUGUGGGAUCUCCGGGAUCAGAGGGACGACCAGGCAGUACUGGUAGUCCAGGUGUCGGUCUGCCAGGACCCAGCGGACCACCUGGAGCUACAGGAGUCAUGGGCAUUACAGGAGCAACUGGGAACCCCGGACCACCGGGCAAUCAAGGGUCAGUGGGUCAGCCAGGACCGACCGGGCCCUCGGGAUCAAUAGGGGGAACCGGAGCGAGUGGAGUGCAAGGCUUUACUGGAAACACGGGGUCAUCCGGUCCUUUAGGACCUCCUGGGCCGAGCGGUCAGCCAGGAUUUCAGGGGCCUGUCGGUGCUUCAGGAUUGCCCGGAAGGCAAGGAGAUACGGGCAUAACAGGUGCAACAGGUUUUCAGGGUCUGCAGGGUUUUCCAGGAUUUACAGGUGCUACAGGCACUCCAGGUAAUCCAGGUGCAACGGGAGCAGCAGGGAAUCCAGGUAGUGCAGGGGCCACGGGAUUUCCUGGCCCUCUUGGACCAGCGGGCCCAAUAGGACCUUCUGGAUUUAAUGGAUUUACUGGAGCCACUGGCUCACCUGGACCGCCCGGACCAAUGGGAAGCACUGGAAUCAUGGGAUUUUCCGGACAACCAGGUUCACCGGGUUCUCAAGGACUGCAGGGUAGUCCUGGAGCCACCGGUAGCGUGGGGUCACCUGGCAAUCCAGGGGCCACUGGAGCAUCUGGAACACCUGGACUGAAUGGCAACCCCGGAAAUCCAGGCCCGAUAGGUCCAUCUGGAUCGACUGGAUUCACUGGUUAUCCAGGCAAUCCAGGCUCUCAGGGACUGCCCGGAUUUACGGGGUCAACAGGUCAACCGGGUCCAGCGGGAAGUUCCGGCAGUCAGGGGUUUCAAGGUCCACCCGGUGCGAUGGGAGCAUCUGGACCAGUUGGAGCAAGUGGACUUCAAGGGCCAAUGGGACCGCAAGGAAGUCCCGGUGCCACAGGAAUUAAGGGAGAUACAGGCUUACAAGGAUUUCCAGGUCAAAACGGUUCACCGGGUGCAACGGGACUGCCAGGCCCACAGGGAUCACAGGGGCCGAUGGGGUUUUCAGGAUCUAUAGGAGCUCCAGGACCCACUGGAAAUCCAGGACCAAUGGGACCAAUAGGACCCACGGGUAAUACCGGAUCAAAAGGCGACCCGGGUCAGCAGGGAGCGCAAGGAUUUCCGGGUCCAUCUGGUCAACCCGGAAGUAAGGGGGAUACUGGCAGUUCCGGACAGUCAAUUGUGGGACCACCAGGACCUACGGGACCACAGGGACUGCCUGGGCCCACUGGGAACGCAGGCGGAUUAGGCCCGGUUGGAUUCACCGGGUCAACCGGGUCACCAGGACCCACGGGUAACCCCGGUUCUCAGGGACUGCCGGGAGCAACAGGACCACCCGGACCUUCUGGGAUGAGUGGUGGGAGGGGAGAUCAAGGAAUUAUUGGCCCACAAGGUAGCACGGGAUUCACCGGGCAGAGUGGAGUUCCCGGUCCAAAGGGCGAUCCAGGGGCCCCUGGACAACCUGGCCCCAUUGGCCCACUGGGUAUUCCUGGUUGGACGGGGUCAUCGGGCUUGCCAGGACCCACUGGACAGAUAGGCCCGCCCGGAAGUAUGGGACCAAUGGGAGCGCCAGGUAAUCCUGGAACUAACGGAAACCCUGGUCCUGUUGGAGCUACGGGCUCAAUUGGUCCGACGGGACUGACUGGCUCGCCAGGUUCGCCAGGCCUACCUGGACAAAUCGGAAACCCAGGUCCAACAGGAAAUCUUGGACCAGUCGGAUUCACCGGAGCUACGGGACCACUGGGACGAAAUGGCGAUCCAGGCUCUCCGGGUGGACAGGGCUCCCCUGGAGCCGUUGGUGCGACUGGGCCGAUAGGGGCCUCUGGACAACCCGGAAUUGUCGGUCCCUCUGGUCAACCGGGACCUCAAGGUCAAAUGGGGGCGUCUGGAUCUCCGGGACCGAUCGGACCUAUUGGACCUUUUGGACCCCCUGGAAAUACCGGAUCUUCCGGACAGCCUGGGUUGCCGGGAAGUCCAGGAUCGCCAGGAACUUCGGGCAUUCCCGGACCAAUGGGAUUGCAGGGUGCUACGGGACUGCCAGGAUUUAAUGGAAAUCCUGGACAAAAUGGUGUCACUGGAGCUACUGGACCGCCAGGAAAUAGCGGACAGCAAGGCAUUCCAGGAAAUCCAGGCAACAAGGGCGAUCCUGGGAAUGUGGGACCUCCUGGUGCUACCGGAUCUAGAGGGGAUACAGGAUUUUCGGGACCAGCGGGACGCACAGGGAUAAAGGGUGAAACUGGGUUUACUGGAAAAACCGGAGCCACUGGAGUCGAGGGCCCAACAGGAAGGACGGGACCUAAAGGAGAUCCUGGAUCGAGAGGUAUGACAGGAGUGCCAGGCGGUCCAGGUAGUCCGGGGUCACCGGGUCAACUCGGAUCUAUGGGAUACACCGGAUACACGGGAAUUACUGGCCCCGUUGGUAUUCCCGGACCUCCAGGACCCACUGGGGGAUUGGGAUUUACUGGAGGCACCGGACCGGUAGGAGCGACGGGAUUAUCGGGAUCUCCGGGACCUUUUGGGUCCCCGGGGCAAAGAGGUGAUCUUGGGUUUACUGGAUUUACUGGAUUUACAGGUUAUUCCGGGUCACCCGGAUUCACCGGAGCUACGGGAUCCCCUGGAUCUCCUGGUUCCAAAGGUGACACUGGAUCACUGGGAUUGUUGGGACCACCAGGCCAGCCAGGUCCACCCGGUCAGCCAGGAACGCCGGGAUUCAAUGGCAAUCCCGGGGCCCAAGGUCUUAUGGGAGCAACAGGAAUGCCCGGACCCAGCGGAGGCCCUAUAGGACCACCAGGACUCCCGGGUCAGCCAGGACCUCCCGGACCCCCUGGCGAAAAUUCCGGCUCUUCUGUGAUUGGUGCAUUGCCGAAUGUUGACGAAUGCCUAUUGGCUGACGUUCGAUGCCAGCAGCUAUGCUAUGACGCCGCCCACAGCUAUUUUUGCUUCUGCUCAGCUGGCUUCGUCAUUGCCCCGACUAUAAAUAGCUGCCCAAACAACAUGCCUAUAACGUACUGUCGCUACUAUAGCGAGGCCAAGGGCAACAUAUGCUUCUGCAGUAACAUAACGUCAACCCUGCCUAUAAAUAGCACGCUAUGUCAAGACGACAACGAAUGCGCAUCUGACAAUGGCGGUUGCUCCCAAACUUGCACCAACACGCUAGGAAGUUUCACAUGCUCUUGCAAAAUGGGAUUCUACCUAUCUAACAAUAGGAAGACCUGCAAUGCUCCCGGUUCAAUUGCGCCAUACUCAAUUCAGCUACCUUUUAUAGGCUUUGAUGACAACAACAACAACAACAAUAACAACAACAAUGACAACAAUCAAAAAACAUGGAACGUAAUUUUCCUGGCCAGUUGUUCGGUCAAUCUACUGAUGACAAUUCUUACCGCAGUCCUGACGCACCGAUACUUUAGGAAACGGUUUAAAUCGAUUCGAGAUUCGGAUACCGAUAUCGAUACUGAAUCGGAUAAUUACAGUUGCGGUAUCGAUAAAAGUAUCGGUCUCGAUUCGGAUAAUACUAAUUGCAAUACUGACAGAGAUGGCAAUAAAUGUAAAGUGAAUAGUUUAGUUGAGGAUGAGAAAAAUAGCUUAACUUGA
Molecule: messenger RNA, 5025 nt
Organism: Helobdella robusta
Lineage: Eukaryota; Metazoa; Annelida; Clitellata; Rhynchobdellida; Glossiphoniidae
Exons: 43
Coding region: 1-5025 (1674 amino acids)
Molecular function (GO): calcium ion binding
Source: RefSeq, a predicted model, not a curated record